Coregonus clupeaformis (lake whitefish) is the source of this 3282-nucleotide messenger RNA. RefSeq names its product epsin 3a (gene epn3a). Gene Ontology annotation, biological process: endocytosis. Lineage: Eukaryota; Metazoa; Chordata; Actinopteri; Salmoniformes; Salmonidae. Gene Ontology annotation, molecular function: clathrin binding; phospholipid binding. Gene Ontology annotation, cellular component: endosome; clathrin vesicle coat; plasma membrane. The transcript has 13 exons. The coding region runs from base 82 to 1959 and encodes 625 amino acids. The record is from RefSeq and is a predicted model, not a curated record.
CCUCCCUCCUCCAUCCCUCCUUAACUCUACCUGUGAGAAGAACGCUAGUGUUUCACACCUGUGAAACACCGACCAAUCACCAUGCAGACGUCAUCGCUCCGCCGCCAGGUGAAGAACAUGGUCAACCAAUACUCAGAGGCAGAGAUCAAGGUCCGCGAGGCGACCUCCAAUGACCCGUGGGGUCCCCCCUCCUCUCUGAUGUCAGAGAUCGCUGACCUGACCUUCAACGUGGUUGCGUUCACUGAGGUCAUGGGCAUGAUCUGGAAACGCCUCAAUGACAGCGGGAAGAACUGGAGACACGUCUACAAGGCCCUGACGCUACUCGACUACCUGAUCAAAACGGGCUCGGAACGCGUGGCGCAGCAGUGCAGGGAGAACGUCUACACCAUACAGACCCUACGGGACUUCCAGUUCACAGACAGAGAUGGCAGGGACCAGGGGGUCAACGUUAGGGAGAAGGCCAAGCAGAUGGUGGCCCUGAUGAGGGAUGUGGAGAGGCUGAAGCAGGAGAGGACCCUGGCCCUGAAGACCAAGGAGAGGAUGGCUGGAGCAGCCGCAGGGUCAGGGAUGGGCUCUGGCUCUCUGCCUCCACCGUACCCAGGCCGCCGCACCAGCCAGCCCAGCAUGACUGCUCUCUACGGGGAUGACUUCAGCCGGUCCAGGGAGUCCAAUUCCUCUUUCAAUUCCACCUCUUCCUCCCCUCGCCGUGCCGCAUCAGACAUGGAGCAGGCCCGCCCCCAGACCAGCGGGGAGGAGGAGCUACAACUGCAGCUGGCUCUGGCCAUGAGCCGAGAGGAGAGUGAAAAGCCUGCUCCCCCGGUGGACAUUGAUGAACAGACCCAGCUCCAGAUCGCUAUGAGCCUCAGCGAGGAGGAAGCUCAGAAGCCAGCCCCGCCUCCUCCGGUUGCCUUGGAUAUGGAUGAAGAGACACAGCUCCGGAUCGCCCUGAGCCUGAGCAAAGAGGAGCACCAGCAGGAGCAACAGAGUCGCCAAGGAGACGAGUCGUUGCUCCAGAAAGCUCUUGAAGAGAGCAAACGGGAGGCGGCAUCUGGUGGAAUUGGGUCUGCCAUGAUGGACCUGGUGGAGGUGUUUGCUGUGUCGUCUGAGGUGCCUCCUAGUUCUAGCGCCAACCCCUGGGACCUGCCAGGGGGGAACAUCCGCACCCCUCUCCACCACCCCCUCCCCCAGGCCCAGGCUGCUGCUGGGGCUGGUCACCUGCCUGGGGCUGGGGCAGCCUCCGACCCCUGGGACUCACUGGUGGAGGCUCGCUCCACUCCCCCUGUGAUAGAGUCUCCCUGGAUGGUUCCUCCCACCUCCAGUAGCUCCGCCCCUCCUUGGGAGCGUAGCCGGUCCCCUCCGGACCCCUGGGAGAACCCGGGGGUAGCAGACCCAUUCUCUGUCCCAGCUGUUCUUCGAACUGGCAGCCCUACAGAUGGUGACCUGUUUGACGAGGCGAUGGACGGAGGUCAUUUCAGCCUGAACAGUCGUGGUGAGGGAAGCCCGGAGCUGUUUGAUCUGUCUCGUUUAGUGGACAGUCUGGGGGUCCCCAGCCCUCGGACCUGCCGGACCCCUGAAUCCUUCCUGGGGCCCACAGGGGCCUCCCUGGUCAAUCUGGACAGCCUGAUACCAGCCAACCCCCCAGCCAAAACCAAGAACCCCUUCCUCUCAGGUCUGAGUGCUCCAUCUCCCCUCAACCCGUUCCAGAGUGAACAGCCUCGUCUCACUCUGAAUCAGAUGCGUCCCAGCUCCACGUCCCCCGUCCCCCCCUCCGGUCCUCCCUCCCUGCCCUACAGUGCUUCUCUGCCCCUGCCCUCCAGCCACCAGCCGGCCAGCCUUCCCUCCUCCCUCACCCAGCCCACCCAGGGAGCCCUGGACAUACCUGGGCUGCCACAGCCCCUGCUACCCCUCUCAUCCAUCUCGUCUCUGGGAGACCAGCACAGUCAGAACCCCUUCCUAUGAUGCCUGUCCAGCUGAACUGGACAGAACCCCGUAACAGGGAAGGUGGACCAACACCAACGUCUGCCAUGUGCAGUAGAUCACCUGAUGGAGGAGGAAGGAGAGGUAGAAAGAGAGAGAACAGAACUUGUUUAGGUCUAUAGUAACCUGAUCCUGAUACAUACAGGCCUAUGCCCAAGCUCAUCCUUCGCUGUAGUAAGCACAGUGGGUGAAGACAUUUUGAUGCUAAAGUACUUAGCAAUACUUUACAAAGCGAGUGUGUAAGCACUAACCUAUUCUCAGAUCUGUUCGUGCCCUCUUUCCAACUAUGGUCAUUGGCUAUACAACACAAACAGAUCUGGGACCAGGUUAGUUAACUGCUUUUCCAACUGCUUCCUACCUAGUCACAUGCCCCGCCCACUCUGCUGCAUACUUUAGUUUGAUUGGCUCCUCAAUGUUGCUCCUGAUCCAGCACUGAACUGAUUGUACACCAGAUAUGCCUGCUUAUCUCUCCGACCGACGGACCACAAUGCACUGGGACAGGACGCCCACUGUUCCGCCGCACUGCUCUAUGCUGAUUGGUUGGUCCGCUCUCUGGACUGCUUUCAUUGGUCGGCUCUUUCUCUCCUAUUAUGUCUCCCAUGAUGCCCCAGGGGAUAACUCGGACAAGUCUUUUCAGGAGGAUGUAACGUUACAGAAUGCUCAGAUAGAAAUGUAUCAUAUAGAACAGAUAUGAUUGUCUGCCAGAUAGAAUAAGGGAAGUGUGUCAGCUCUAUUCAAUCUAUUUCUGUCUGCAAACGUUCAGUAUGUUUCCCAGCACAGACUGCAACUCUUGCUUUCUGAGAACGGACAGAGAACAUGCCACACCGGUGAUGAGACGCCAGACAACCCACAUCCAUAUAAUGACCACUCAGUUUUAAGUUUCCUUUUUGUUGCAUUAGGCCUAGUAAGACUCACUCAGAGUGAGUUCUUGUGUAAUGGUGGUUUUCUGUUGGAAUGGAACAGUGUUGAUGGUGAGAAAGAUUCUAAUGUAGUUUGAUUGUAUUGUAGUGGACUGGAGUGGGAUUCCUUUGGGGGAUAACUGAAUGAAAUCUGCUUUUCAAGGGACCGGAAUAACUGCAGGAUUCACUACAGGGGCAAAUCCUAACGCUCUCGCUUCAAGUUGAAUUUUGCAUUGAUGUCAAUGGGAGAAGUGGAAAUUCAAUUGCAGUGGAAGUUAGAAUUCGACCCUAUAAGCAAGGCAACAUAUUAGAAGAAUGUUGAAUUGAAAUCAUGAUUUUUUUUAUUCUCAUUGCUUGUGAAACACUGAUUGUCAUCAUCAAAUAUAAGGGUAUAAUUAACUAAUAA